GGUUCGUGUCUUUAUAACGAUUGAGCCACCGGACAGACAGUAGGCCUACCGUUAUCCUUCCAGCGGUGUCUGUUGUGAGGGUGUUCAGUGGGGUCACACAUUGAGCCUUUUGUGGUCGUAAAGGGUUCAAGUUUGUUUCCCCCGUUUGCACUGACUGUUUUUUUUCUGUGGAGAAGAUGGCUCGGGUUCUGCAUUUAUUGCCAUGGCUUUUGAUGGUUACUGUGAUGACUUCAGGUCAGGGGCGAUACAAGCACAUAAAAGGUCUCCGCUCUCAGUGUCUUGGAAAUAUCAUGCGUGUAACUUUGGAUAAAUCCCUUGCCAUUGGAAACCGUUUGGAAGUUGAUGUCCUCAAUGGCAGCAGCUACAUGGCCGUCUCCCCAGCGAUGGCAUCCCAAUGUGGCUACAGCAUGCACUCGGACCCCUGGGGCAACACCAGGCUCUACAGCACCGCCAUGGCCUGCCAUGUUGAGAAUCGGGAUGACGAGGUGUUUUCUGGUGGACUGCGUCUGCGGCUGUACGGUGAGCAGGGGACUGACGAGGACGCCCAUGAGGUCAGCAAGACGUGCCGCUACGACCAGUGGGCCGACCGCGAGAUCAUUUGCCAGAGAAACUUCAUGGAGGUGUCUGUGAACAGGCUGCCGCCUCCAAUUGAAGAGGGAAAAGACGUGAUGAUGGGGGCGAAGACUGGAGACGACCAGCUGACUGGGGCCGGCCAAGAGCCGGUGACGUCUGCCAGUAACAUCUGGAGGAUGGUGUUCUUCACCCCUAAAGAGAAGUCCAUGUCCCUGUCUGAUGCCCAGCGAGCUGGAUAUGGGGUCGGCACCUCCCCCACGAGACUCUUCUUCCGAACCCCCUACAACAACUCCGAGACCUACUCUGAAAACGUUGCGGGAGUUCAAAUGAGGGUUGUGAAGGUCACCACCUAUUUCAAGGACAUGUGGUCUGUGACUAUGCUGGACACGGCUGCAGCCUGCCCCACAGGUGGCACCCAGUUCAGUGAGCAGAGCAUCACCUGGUUCCUCCCGCGCCACAUCUACCCUCUCCUGGCCGGCCACUCGUCCGACACCCUGGAGGUCUACAUGGGUAUUGCAGCCGAGCGGCUCAGCGACCAGGAGAUGAGCAGCAGGGGCUACAUCAUGGCCGUCACCGACUCCCACAUCACCGUCCAACUGCCCGUGGGGGGACCCGAUGGCUUCUACAAGAGCCAUGCCCCUGGUUACGAAUACCACAUCACCUACUCUAUUGAGCCGAUGCUGGAGGUGCUGUGGAGGGAGGAAGACCAGCUGACGAGAUACAAGGUCCUGUACCCCAUCACCACCCCCGCCAUGCCCAGACCCCCCCACCUCUGGGACGAUACGGUUGCUGAGGAGCGCAUCUUUGACCUGACCCUGGGCACCUUCCUUCACGACGUGCAGCUGGUGAACUUGACCUUCACUACAGGGGUCAUGAAUAUCGAGGAGGCAAACUCCCGUGGCUUUAACGUCCAGGAGCAUCGCUUCCCCAACGCCUCCAAGACAUUCACGCUCCAAGUGCCCUUCGAUGACCCUGUGGUUGCUAAAAGCCAUUUCGAUCGGGACUCCACAACCUACACGCUGCCUCUGACGUUCGGCUUCAUGAUCCUGCCGGAGCUCACUCCCUUCUCCCACUCAGUAGUGCUGGACGCAUCUCUUCAGGAUGUUGUUUUUCCUGUUGUGACGGGCACCUGUGACGACGAGGCGUACUACGUUACUGUGGCAUAUGGUUCACAGGGUAACAAGCUGAAGACUGUUGUGGGCAAGCGUGAGUUGACCUCUGAGCUGGCCAAGGAGUACGGUGUCCGUGACAACGCCACACACAUGACCAUGAGGGUGCCCUUCCUGUCGCCAGACUCCGUCUUCACGUUUGUGAUCCCCUUUGCUGCUGGCGGCCGGCUGGACAUGAAGCUGCUGGAGCCCACUAACCUGUGGAGCCUCAACGACUUCUCUCUGGGAUGCACCUUCCCCAUGCCCCUAACUGAGUGCCAUGCCAAUGGGACCAUGACGGCGUUGGCCCUGAAGGUGGAGUCUGUCCCGGACCUGGUGCUGGAGCAGCUGACCCUGAGGGACACCUCCUGCAGGCCGCUCUUCACCAACGACCGCUUCGCCUCCUUCGCUUUCCCCGUCAACAGCUGUGGAACCACCAGGAGGUUUGUGAAUGGCAUGGUGGUGUAUGAGAAUGAGAUCAGCGUGGCUGGUGGCAAUCAGAAGCAGAUCAUCCCAUUGGCUCAAAAGAAGAGUGGCAAGAAGGCCCAGCCACCAUACAGACUCACCAUCUCGUGCUACUAUGAGGACUACGACUUCAAGAUGCUGGCCUUCGUGCCCUCGGCUCGCCAGUUCAGCCGCACGCCCAUACACGGCAUGGGGGAGAUGAAGAUGCAGAUGAAGCUGGCCACAGAUGCGUCGUACUCCUCGUUCUACAUGGCGGAGGACUUCCCCGUUGUGGAGUACCUGAAGCAGCCGCUCUACUUUGAGGUGGAGCUGAUUGGCUCAGAGGACCCCGAGCUGGUCGUCUUCCUGGAGAACUGCUGGGCCACCCUGGGGAGGGACCGCCUCUCGACUCCCCGCUGGGACCUCAUUGUGGACGGGUGUCCAAACAACGAUGACAGCUACACGACCACCGUUCUGCCUCCAGCCGCCGGGCUUCAGAACCCUUCUCACGUCAAACGUUUUGAGAUGAUCAUGUUUGCAUUCAUGCAAAACGACACCGUGGUCAAAGACCAGAUCUUCGUCCACUGUGAUGCCGCCAUUUGUGAUAACAAUAGACAGACGAGCGGCCUGUGCUACAGGGACUGUUCCAGUUACCCAGGACCCAUGCGGGGACCCACGCGGCCAGACGGCAAGAGCAAAGGUCAAAGUGGUGUCCAACUUCCCUCUUGGUCAAAAAAGCAGCAACUCUCUUCUGGUUGGAUCAGUAUGUCACGGUGACAAAGACUUGGCUUGAACGGAAAUGGACUGGCUUUGAAAUGAAUAAACGGACUGUUGUCUUAACAACA
This is a messenger RNA of Engraulis encrasicolus (European anchovy), 3010 nucleotides long. It is a transcript of the gene zpax1, whose product is annotated as zona pellucida protein AX 1. The transcript has 22 exons. Lineage: Eukaryota; Metazoa; Chordata; Actinopteri; Clupeiformes; Engraulidae. The coding region runs from base 177 to 2942 and encodes 921 amino acids. The record is from RefSeq and is a predicted model, not a curated record.